AUGCUCGCUCGUCUCGCUCUUGCCACCGUCGGCCUCGCCAACCUCGCCUCUGCCUGGUGGAUCAGCUUCUACACCGGCGAGCUGUGCGACCAGGACGCCUCGUUCAACUACGUCAACUAUUGGGGCAAGUACCAGAGCAACUGCGUCUACGUUGGCGAGGACGAGAACAACUGCGGCUGGUACACCGACAACGGCCAGACGAAGAACCGCUGCACUGCUCCAAUGCUGGACCCGCGGCCAUCCUCGUAAGUCUCCCGUCGUUGCUUCUGGCUCGUAGAACAUAUCCCGCUGACAGGUCUUUGCAGCUACCUCUACGCCGACGACACCAAGUGCGACAUCUACAUGGGUAGCACUUGCGAGGCGGACACGAUUGUUCAGGUUGGGCCGGGCCAGUGCGGCCAGAUCAGCUACCCGGAUGGCUACACGGGCGGCGUCUCCAUCUCGUGCAACCAGGCCUAA
Molecule: messenger RNA, 459 nt
Organism: Lecanosticta acicola
Lineage: Eukaryota; Fungi; Ascomycota; Dothideomycetes; Mycosphaerellales; Mycosphaerellaceae
Source: the annotation of a GenBank genome assembly